Messenger RNA from Setaria italica (foxtail millet), 747 nucleotides. RefSeq lists its product as uncharacterized. The transcript has 2 exons. The record is from RefSeq and is a predicted model, not a curated record. NCBI's taxonomy places the organism in Eukaryota, Viridiplantae, Streptophyta, Magnoliopsida, Poales, Poaceae. The coding region runs from base 1 to 747 and encodes 248 amino acids.
AUGAACGUGUGGUUCAUUACCAAGGAGCGUUCUGAGGGACUGCACACCUCCACAGAGGAUAGUGUGUACAUGUCUGCUGACAACUUGUUCAAAAGGGUUAUGAUCAGUGUUCUUGCUGAGAACUUGGUCAAUUCAUACAUGCAGCAUCCCUCUAGCAAGGCAUUGUGUGAUGCACUUGAGGCAAAUUUCGAAGUAUCCGAUGCAGGCAGCGAAUUGUACAUCAUGGAGCAGUUUUAUGAUUACAAGAUGAUCGAUGACCGUCCUGUGGUUGAACAAGCUCAUGGGAUACAUGCGAUUGCCAAGGAUCUUGAUAACCUCAGGUGCCCGCUGCCAGAUAAAUUUGUGGUUGGUGGCAUUAUUGCCAAAUUGCCUCCUUUGUGGAGAAAUUUUGCUACUACUCUGAAACACAAGAGACAGGAGUUCACUAUAGCCGGUCUAAUCGGCACUCUUGAUGUUGAGGAAAAGGCGAGAGCAAAGGAUCCACAUGCGCGUGGCAAUGAGGGAGGUUCUAGCGCCCAUGUGCAUAAGGGCAAAGCGAAGGUUGUGUUUCAACACAAGACUGCUCAGACUACCAACUUUAUGAAGAAGAAGAACACCAAGGGAAAAUGCUUUGUGUGUGGUGGUUCUAACUAUUGGACCAAGGACCACAAGGACAAGCAGCAGCACAGGCAGAAGAAGUCUGCUAAUGUUGUUAUUGGCGAUGCUGAGAAGGGAAUAUCAGGGUCAAAGGGAUUGGAUCCAUGUUGA